GAAACCCAUAAACAGACAAACGCACCAACAAUUUUUCAACUCUCACUCACUCUUUCUUUCCUUCUUUCUCACAUCACAUCUCAUCUCUCAAAAUAUAUUUCAAGUCAAAAAACCCCCCUCUCUCUCUUUCUCUCUCCUCUGCUUUUUCUUCCUCCUCUCCUCACUUUCCUCGUUUUCUUUUUCUUUUCAUUACACUAUCUUUUUUCACUUCUUUUUAAAUUUGUUUUCUUCCUCUUACUAUGCUCUUCUUCCCUCCCUCCUCCCUCCCCUUUCUAACUUUGGGGCUGGGUUCUACUGAACCGGAAAAUUGUUUCUAAAUACUUCAAAUGUGAUGGGAAGUGGAGUCUCGAGCCUGUGUUCUUGCUUAGAACCGGUUCACCGGACCAAACGAACCCAACAAAAAGACGAUUUAUUCACUGCAACUGAACCCUUGGAUGAAACCCUAGGUCAUUCUUUCUGUUACGUUAGAUCUUCAGCUCGUUUUCUCUCUCCUUCUCACUCCGAUCGCUUUCUCUCACCUUCUACUUCUCUUCGUUUCUCACCUACCCAUGAAUCUCUUCCUAAAACCCGACCCGAUUUUCCCGAAACUUCUUUUAAGGCCAUUUCUGGUGCUUCUGUUAGUGCCAAUAGUUCGGUUCCGAAAGCGGUUAUUCAGUUGGAGGAAGAAUCCUCCGCUGCGGUUGAUUCUGGUGGCGGUGUUGGUAAGGGUAUAGUUGUCAAUGGCUUUGAGAGUACGUCGUCGUUUUGUGCUCUUCCGCUUCAGCCUGUUCCGAGAGGUGGUGAGCUUUUCGAGGGGAGUGGUUUUUUUCUCUCCGGUCCGAUUGAGAGCGGCGCGCACUCUGGACCGAUUAACGCAGGUUCUGCGGCUGAUUCGGGUGUUUCCGGUGGAAGGGAUGUUCCUUUCUCGGCGCCGUUAGGGGGGAUGUAUGGGAGGAAGAGAGGUGUAUCGGGGUUUAGGAAGGCGUUUCAACGGAAGGUGUCGGAGAAGAAGCGGCCGUGGGUGGUGCCGGUGUUGAACUUUGUUGGGAGGAAGGAGGUUUCGGGGAGUGAAGGGAAGGGGAAGCCUGUUGAGGCAAAGAGUGAGAGCAAUGUGCAGUGGGCUCUAGGGAAAGCGGGAGAGGAUCGGGUUCAUGUGGUGGUUUCGGAGGAGCAAGGGUGGUUGUUCGUUGGGAUUUAUGAUGGUUUCAAUGGUCCUGAUGCGCCGGAGUUUUUGAUGGGUCAUAUGUACCGUGCUGUUCACAAUGAGCUUCAGGGUUUGUUUUGGGAAGUUGAAGAACCGAUAGAGAAUCAUAGUUCUGUUGAGGUGAAAAACAAACCGGAGGGAGAAAAUUCAAGUGCUGGUUUGGUACAAAGGACUGAAACUGCUCCUGUGGCAGGGACGGAGAGUAAACGGCGUAGGCUGUGGGAAUUUCUGGCUGAAGACCCUGAAGAUGGACUUGAUCUUUCUGGGUCUGAUAGGUUUGCAUUUUCUGUUGACGAUGCACUUAGUGUUAGUAAUAAUACCAAUGCAGGUUCUGCCAGUAGUAGACGGUGGCUGUUGCUGUCCAAACUCAAGAAUGGUUUGUCUUCUAAGCAAAAAGAGGGUAAUGGUAGGAAGUUGUUGCCGUGGAAUUUAGGGAAUGAGGAAGAGAAGGGAGAAAAGACUGAGGUGGAAAACAAGCCUUCUGCGUCUGGCAUUGAUGGUGGGAGAAGACGGAAGUUGGGUCCAGUUGAUCAUGAUUUGGUUUUGAAUGCAAUGUCCCGGGCGCUACAAGUGACAGAGCUUGCAUAUUUGGAUAUGACCGAUAAGCUUCUGGAUACAAAUCCUGAACUUGCUCUGAUGGGUUCUUGUCUGUUGGUUGCUUUGAUGAGGGAUGAGGAUGUGUAUGUGAUGAAUGUUGGGGAUAGUCGUGCAAUUGUUGCACAUUAUGAGCCCAAGGAGGUUCAGGAUACUUCCAAUGUGGAAUCUGCAAGCAAGGGAGGAGAUGUUGGUGUUGGUUCGAGCACCGAGAGCAUAGUUGAGGAGUCCUUUGCUAUAGAUGGUACUCAAACUGAAGGUGCAAUCAAUUUGGGGAAUCAGGAUCCUGCUCAAGAAAUGAGGUUGGCAGCAUUGCAGCUGUCUACUGACCACAGCACCAGCAUUGAAGAAGAAAUCAUUAGAAUUAAGAAUGAGCAUCCUGAUGAUCCCCAUUGCAUAGUCAAUGAUAGAGUUAAAGGCCGUCUUAAGGUCACCAGAGCAUUUGGGGCUGGAUCUUUGAAACUGCCAAAGUUGAAUGCUGCAGUACUGGAAAUGUUUCGUAAUGAUUAUAUUGGCACUGCUCCAUACAUAUCAUGCAUCCCUUCACUACGGCACCAUAGAUUAUGCCCAAAGGAUCAGUUCUUGAUCCUCUCAUCUGAUGGUUUGUAUCAAUAUCUAAACAAUGACGAAGUUGUUUCUCAAGUUGAGAGCUUUAUGGAAAAGUUUCCAGAAGGAGACCCUGCCCAGCAUUUAAUAGAAGAGCUGCUCCUCCGUGCAGCCAAGAAGGCUGGAAUGGAUUUUCAUGAGUUGCUGGAUAUUCCGCAAGGAGAUCGGAGGAAGUAUCACGAUGACGUUACUGUUAUGGUGAUAUCACUUGAAGGAAGAAUAUGGAAAUCGUCAGGGAAAUAUCUGUGAGGCCUUCAAAUUUCUGUUGGCUCUAUACAUGUGAUGCCAUUUUUUCACCUAAGAUUCCCCUGAAGCUGAUCCAUUUUUCAUGGAUAUGGGUUUUUGGUCUUGCAACAAAAUAAAGUUAUCACUGAGGAAUCUCAGAUUUUAAUUGCAAGAGGCGACAGUUGCAACUCAAAUGCAAUUUGUUAUGGAAGAAUGGACAUCGCAGACAAGCUUUUGGAAAUUUUCUUUAGGAGUGGGAAAAAAAGAAAGUGCAGCCUUUGAAACUGUUUCCUUUUCCAUUCGCCAUUUCUGCACCCCUCCCUCUUUUUUUGCAGUUAUAGAGAUGAAAAAUGAUAGAAAUUUUGCACAGCGAAGGUCCUUUCUAUUUAUUUUUAUUUUUUCUUUCUUUCUUUGGCAGAGCCAAGUAAAAUGUUGGUGUAAAUUGGUGGGGAUACAAGUGUACUGAUUGAACUCGAGCAGUCCUAUAGGCAGAAAUGACAAUCUGUAGCCGGUGGUGGAUUUUCACCAUAACUAAUUAACAUGAUUCCAAGUUA
Molecule: messenger RNA, 3162 nt
Organism: Vicia villosa (hairy vetch)
Lineage: Eukaryota; Viridiplantae; Streptophyta; Magnoliopsida; Fabales; Fabaceae
Product: protein phosphatase 2C 29
Exons: 4
Coding region: 332-2632 (766 amino acids)
Biological process (GO): protein dephosphorylation
Molecular function (GO): protein serine/threonine phosphatase activity
Source: RefSeq, a predicted model, not a curated record